GCCCGAUGCCCGGCGGCGGGCGGAGGUGAAGCAGCGAGCGGGCGCUGGAUCCUCCCGGCCGCGGCCCCCGGGGCCCCGGGCACGGAACAAAGGGCCAUGGCCGAGGGGGCCCCCGCUCAGGCGCCGGAGCCGGUGCGGCCGCCGCGCUGCCCCUCGCCCCUCCGGCCAGCGGCCGGCCCCGAGCGCACCUCGGAGCGGGAGACGCAGACGGCAGAGCUGUCCCUGACCGUGGUGGCGGCCGUGCAGGCGGUGGAGCGCAAGGUGGAUUCCCACUCCACCCGCCUGCUGGACCUGGAGGGUCGGACGGGGAUGGCGGAGAAGAAGCUGAUCGACUGUGAGAAGACGGCGGCGGAGCUGGGGAACCAGCUGGAGAGCAAGUGCGCGGCGCUGGGCACCCUCAUCCAGGAGUACGGGCUGCUCCAGCGGCGCCUGGAGAACAUGGAGAACCUGCUGAAGAACAGGAACUUCUGGAUCCUGCGGCUGCCCCCGGGCAGGAAGGGGGAAGUGCCCAAGGUGCCGGUGACCUUUGAUGACGUGUCCGUCUAUUUCAAUGACAAGGAAUGGGAGAAGCUGGAGGAGUGGCAGAAGGAGCUGUACAAGAAUGUGAUGAAGGGGAACUACGAGUCUCUGAUCUCCCUGGACUAUGCAAUUUCCAAACCUGGUGUUUUGUCUCAGAUCGAGCAAGGGGAGGAAUCGCGGGGCAGGAACGAGCAGGACCUGGAGGAGAGUGAGAUCAUUACUGAUGCCACGGCAGCUGGAAUAAGGGUUGUGAUCAAAACGGAGGAGCUCCUCCCUGAAGACAGCCCCGAGAACCCCGAGCUGCACGGGAUGUCGGGGCAGUCCGAGGGCAGCUUCCAGAGCCCGGACGAGGAAGCGGCCUGCGAGAGCCCCUACGGCUCCGUGUCCCCGCCGAGGGACCUCCCGGGGACCAGCCUGGGGGACUCGUCCGAGUACGGAGCCGACUUCAACGAAAUCCAGAGGGUCAUCGUCCACCACGGGAGCUGCACGGAGGAUGGGAUCGUGAUCAAGACGGAAGAGGAGGAGGAGGAGGAGGAGGAUGACCCCGACGCGCUGGAGCCGUGCGCCAUGUUCUCGGGCCGGAGCGAGCCGCCGGCGUUCCCCAGCCAUGAGGCCGGGCUGGGCUGCGAGGCGCAGUGCAGCUCCAAGGCGCAGCCCCGCAGCCUGGCCGCCCGCGUCAGGAAGCCGUCGGCCUGCGAGAGGGACUCCGGGGACGUGAAGCCGGCCAGCGGCCAGCAGCGGAACCGGACGCGGGAGAGACCCUACAUCUGCCCCGAGUGCGGGAAGAGCUUCAUGCUCAAGAUCAACUUCAUGAUCCACCAGCGCAACCACCUCAAGGAAGGGCCCUACGAGUGCCACGAGUGCGACCUCAGCUUCCGCAACAAGCAGCAGUUCCUGCUGCACCAGCGCAGCCACACGCGCCGCGGCGUGGGGGUCCCGCGGCGCCCCGAGCACGGCCUCAAGCCCCCGUCGCGGCCCCCGCCCCCGGGGAAGCCCUACAAGUGCUCCGAGUGCGAGAGCAGCUUCAGCCACAAGUCGAGCCUCAGCAAACACCAGAUCACCCACGUCGGGGAGCGGCCCUUCACCUGCGGCGAGUGCCGGAGGAGCUUCCGCCUGCAGAUCAGCCUGCUCAUGCACCAGAGGAUCCACGCGGGCAAGAACGAGAUGGCCUUCCUGUGCCCCCAGUGCGGCAAGAACUUCACCCGGCCCUCCCACCUGCUGCGGCACCAGCGGACUCACACCGGCGAGCGGCCCUACCAGUGCAGCCAGUGCGAGAAGACCUUCAGCGAGAAGUCCAAGCUCACCAACCAUUACCGCAUCCACACGCGGGAGCGCCCGCACGCCUGCGCCGUCUGCGGGAAGGGCUUCAUCCGCAAGCACCACCUCCUGGAGCACCAGCGCAUCCACACGGGCGAGCGGCCCUACCACUGCACCGAGUGCGGCAAGAACUUCACGCAGAAGCAUCACCUCCUGGAGCACCAGCGGGCGCACACCGGCGAGCGGCCCUACCCCUGCACCGAGUGCACCAAGUGCUUCCGCUACAAGCAGUCGCUCAAGUACCACCUGAGGACGCACAUGGGAGAGUGAGGGGCUGCCGAGGCUUCCUCUCCCUCCCUCCUUCCAUCCCUCCCUCCAUCCCUCCCUUCCCCCUCGUCCUCCUUCUCCUCCACUGAUCUCUCGCACCCUCCCUCCAUCCGUCUCCCCCCACCCCGGCUCAGGGCAUGGACAUCAAGGAAGCUUUGUGUGGUAGCGCCGCUGGUCUGGUGGAGACUCGGCUGAUUGGAAAUAAAUUAAUGAAUUAAAGCAAGCAUCGCGCGGCAAAAUUAAAAGAUUAUAUAUAUAUAAAAUUAACAGAAGCAGCUGAUUUAGGGGGAAUCCUCACCAACAAGCAAACAAACCACCAACAAAAGAAACCUGUACACAGGGUGUUUUGCCGGAGUAGGACUCGUAACUGCUUUUUAAAUCUACUGUUCAGUUUUUUUUAAUAAAUGUGGAGGAACUUUUUUUUUGAUAAGCAACCUUAGGAUGAGCAAGAUUUUAUUUUUGGUUUUGUUUUUUGUUUGUUUGUUUUGUUUUGUUUUGUUUUGUUUUGUUUUGUUAACUGCUCUGUAGGCUGAUUCUGGCACAGUCACUUUUUGUCCAGGAGCUCUGUGGAGGUGCUGCCUCAUCUGGGCUGGAUGUGACAGGAGGAGCUCCAGCCAGGGGGAGGUGAGUAAUUAACAGAUGCAGCUGAUGAGGAAGUUCUGCGUGUGUCUAGAUUGGAAGCGCUGAUAGGUGCCUGCCCGGCUCGCGGGGCUGUGAUGCACUCCUGAAUUAUACAAUAGAAUAAAAUUCUAGUUGCAGUAAAA
Messenger RNA from Vidua macroura (Pin-tailed whydah), 2867 nucleotides. RefSeq names its product zinc finger protein 777 (gene ZNF777). The record is from RefSeq and is a predicted model, not a curated record. Gene Ontology annotation, biological process: regulation of transcription by RNA polymerase II. The transcript has 6 exons. Gene Ontology annotation, molecular function: DNA-binding transcription factor activity; RNA polymerase II cis-regulatory region sequence-specific DNA binding. The coding region runs from base 97 to 2106 and encodes 669 amino acids. NCBI's taxonomy places the organism in Eukaryota, Metazoa, Chordata, Aves, Passeriformes, Viduidae.